Messenger RNA from Hydractinia symbiolongicarpus, 1621 nucleotides. RefSeq names its product UPF0489 protein C5orf22 homolog. The transcript is spliced from 6 exons. The coding region runs from base 261 to 1580 and encodes 439 amino acids. The record is from RefSeq and is a predicted model, not a curated record. NCBI's taxonomy places the organism in Eukaryota, Metazoa, Cnidaria, Hydrozoa, Anthoathecata, Hydractiniidae.
CUCUUAUCUUAGUUCGUGGUCACUGAACGCAAGAUAUUUUUGAAGAGCAAUAUUCAUGCAUUUUAAAAAUAUAUAGAAAGAAGAGUUUUUUUUAAUAUUUAUAAUAUAAUUUUUUUUCACGGUAGAAUAUAAUGAUAAAAAUGAAGCAGUGCUAAAGUACAAUACUGUGAGCUGAGCCUAAAUAACCUUGAUGGGUCAAUCAGUUAUCCUUAUAUUUUAUACAAAUAUAUACAAUUACUUUCUUUAAAGAGACAAAUGAAAUGAACAGAAAUAAACACUCAAUUCCUGUUAUGGUAUGUGAAUUCCAUCAGGAAGUGCUCGAAUUUAUACACCGAUAUAUCGCAACGAAACGAUUACCUUAUGAGAAUUUAAAAAUGGUACACUUCGAUUCACAUCCCGACCUGGCCUUUCCACACCGUUUAUGUGCUGAAGAUUGUUAUAGUAAAGAGAAAAUGUAUAAUGAUCUCGACAUCGCUGAUUGGAUACUGCCAUUAGUAUAUGCAGGACACUUGCGUUGUUUGACAUGGGUCAAGCCACCUUGGGCUAAACAAAUAGAGGAGACAGUGGUGGAUGUUAAUGUGGGAGAAGAACACAUCAAUGGAAAGCUUAGGAUUGAUUGUACUGAAGAUUAUUUCUUAGAAGACUGCACAUAUGCACCGACUACACUAUUACGUCAUAUUAAACCAAUUGCGUUAGCUGUUAUCGAGUUGAAUGCAUUGAUCACUCGUUGUCGAGAAAUCGAGAAACAAUCGAGUGAAAGUUAUGAUGAACUCACAGAUCAGAAUAAUAGUUAUGUUGCAGACGUAAAAAGGCGAAAACUGAGCGAUACUAGUGAAACGAAAAGUGCGUGUUUGGGGAAAAAUACAUCAAAAAAUUAUGUUACGGGACAUCGAAAACAACGAAACACUGUGGAAACAGCAGAAACAAAGGAAUCUUUUGUCGAAAAACAUAAACUACGAGGUGAAAAAGAAACGAAACAAGACAUAGUUACGUUGUUACCAACCUCGAGUGAUCGAUAUAUUUUAGACAUCGAUUUGGAUUUUUUCUCGGUAACAAAUCCUUUUUUACAGGAUUAUACAAAGGAAGAAUACCAACAGUUAAAAUCCAUUUACAAAUACGAAUUUCCUGCCGACAAAAGAGAUGAGAACGCUCUUACUAAAUGUGUCUCAGAAGCGCAACAGAAGUUUGAGAGUCUGGAAGCAACGAUAAAAUCAUUUUCUAAAUCCAACUGCACAGAGACAGAUGAAAAUAAAAAGUUGGUUAAAUUCUUGAAAAAAAUACAAGAACGAAAAGGUCCUGAUAUCGACUGGGAAUUAGUUCAUAAUGCUGGUAUGACCACGGACCUUCCACAUCACUUGAGUACAGAUGAUGAAAUAAAUUGUUUUGUCGAAGACAUGGUCAGCCUUCUUAAAUGUUUACCGCCACCAGCUUUAAUAACUGUGGCAAGGUCAGCCGUGGACGAAUACUGUCCUUCUUCACAAGUGGAUAACAUACAGAAAAAAGUGAUCGAUGCGUUGAGUAGCCUGUAUACAAAUAUUGAAUUAAAUUUGGAUUAUAAAGAUGAGUCAAGAUUGUAUUAAUAUGACAAAAAUUACAAAUAAUCUAUGACUGGUGUCAUCUA